Molecule: messenger RNA, 3620 nt
Organism: Durio zibethinus
Lineage: Eukaryota; Viridiplantae; Streptophyta; Magnoliopsida; Malvales; Malvaceae
Product: putative inactive leucine-rich repeat receptor-like protein kinase At3g03770
Biological process (GO): protein phosphorylation
Molecular function (GO): ATP binding; protein binding; protein kinase activity
Source: RefSeq, a predicted model, not a curated record
AAUCUGACAACUAAAAAGCUGUGAGCAUGGCAACCUGAAUUAUGGGGAAUAAAGGGUUCUUCUGUCUUCUAUAGGAAUUCUUUUUUUUUCUUUUGCUUUUUCAACUCCAGCUAUAGCUUCUCUUUAAGACCUUCUUAAGGGAAAAAGAAAAGAAAGAACAGUGACAAAGUUAUAGAAAGAGAAAGAAACUUGUUUGUGAGUUCCUUUUUUUUUUUUCUUGAGAAGGAAAAUCUGAAAUAUCGGUUUGUGGGAUUUACAUGUCAGCUUUGGUGUUAAAUAUUUGGCUGUUAAAAGCUUCUUUGAACCCGUGCCACUUGUUUGUCUUGGCUUGCAUCACCAACAAACUGACACUGGUUUUGGAAAAAGGUUUUCUCCUGCUAUCAGUAGGAUGUAAAGGUCCCUGAGUGAAGAUAAGUUGUUAGGGUUUUGUUGUUGUUGUAGUGUGGGGUCAAAAAGAGUUUGAGGACAGUUCUGAAAAGCAAAAAGAAACAAACUGAAGUGGGUUUUUGGUUGGGGUGUUUGUGUGGUGAACAUUUGAAGUGUGAAAUGCAAGGGAAAUUCCAUAAUCUUUGGUUUAAGUUACUUUGAGAAGUUAUCUUCUAUAUUGGGGAGAACUUUCUUUUAGUGAUUUUGGCAGGAAGUUUCUUCAUUUUGAAGUGACAAAUAUUGAUUCUUAAGUUUGUCUUUGUGACUAGUUAAAAGUCUCAAGUGCUCUCCAGCAAGAAAUUCCUGCUCCAAAUUUAUCUGCAUCUACCUUUUGAGGAGCGUUAAGAAGAACCAAAUGCUGUUUCACAGGGCACACCAGUUGAGCUGGGGUCUGUUCAAUCUGUUCUCUCAAGAGAGCUUCCUUAAUGUGAUCUUGGAAAUGUGAGCUUCAGUGAUUGAUAGUACAAACUACAACACCCUUUUUGCUGUUUCUGCAAAUGUGGACAGAAUAUUGCAAGAUUGGUAACCAUUUUGAGUUGAUGGUGUCUCUGCAACUUAUGUUCAUUUUCUAGUCCUUCAAAAUUGCUAAGUUGCUUUUCCCCUAAUGCUGGUUCUGUAUAUGCUUCCAAUGGCGAAAAAAUUAAAGCACCAGGCAUUCCUAGUUCUUGCCAUAAUAUUGCUUUUAAUCAAUCACUCAGAGCAACUACAAUCCUCCCAGACUCGUAAACUUUUAAGGCUUCGACUGCUUUUGAAUCAUCCAGAUAUUUUAAGUAGCUGGAAUAGCACCACAGAUUUCUGCAACACUGAACCUACAUCCCAACUAACCAUUGUAUGCUAUGAAGAAAGCAUAACUCAGCUGCUUAUAAUUGGAAAAAAAGGAACUCCUGUGCUACCUAGAAACUUUUCCAUGCAUUCCUUUGUCAAAACACUUGUUAAGAUUCCAGACUUGAAAGUCCUUACAUUGGUUUCUCUUGGUUUAUGGGGGCCAUUGCCUGGUAAAAUUGCAGGUUUAUCCUCAUUGGAAAUACUUAACAUGAGUUCAAAUUUACUAUAUGGAACCAUCCCUCAUGAGUUUUCAUCUGUUACUAGCCUUCAAACACUCAUUCUUGAUGAUAACAUGUUCUCUGGUCGGCUACCUGAAUGGCUAGGUUCAUUUCCAAUUCUGACUGUUCUGAGUUUGAGGAAGAAUUUGUUCAAUGGCUCUUUGCCUGGUUCUUUUAACAGUUUGGAGAAUCUUAGAGUUCUUGCACUUUCACAUAACCACUUCUAUGGAGAAGUGCCUGAUUUUAGCAGUUUGACAAAUCUUCAAGAGCUUGAUCUGGAAGAUAAUGCUUUUGGACCUCAGUUUCCUCAGCUUGGCAACAAGUUGGUUCGCCUUGUGUUGGGAAAGAACAGUUUUAGGUCUGGCAUUCCUUCUGAAUUGAGCUCCUAUUACCAACUUCAAUGGCUGGACUUGUCAUCCAACAGAUUUCUUGGGCCAUUUCCUCCAUCAUUGUUAUCCCUACCUUCCAUUACUUAUUUGAAUAUUGCAGACAACGAACUCACUGGGAUGCUUUUUGAAAAUACCUCUUGCGAUGUAGAACUUGAAUUUGCAGAUUUAUCCUCAAAUCGUUUGACUGGACACUUGCCAAGCUGUUUUUCAGAUUCUAAAGAUAGAGUUUUCCUGUAUGGUCAAAAUUGCCUGGAAACUGGAAAGGAAAACCAACAUCCUCUUUCCUUCUGUCAAAAUGAAGCCUUAGCUGUGGGAAUCUUACCUCAUCAUAAGAAGACCGAACCUUCUAAAGUAGCUCUUGCCUUCGGCAUAACAGGAGGAAUUCUUGGUGGAAUAGUACUUCUUGGUCUCAUUUUCUUAUUUGUUAGGAGGUUGAAUGCAAAUAAGACAAGCAAUAAACCUACAACAAGAUUGAUUGCAGAGAAAGCAUCAACUCGGUACGCGUCAAAGUUACUAUCUGAUUCAAGGUAUAUAUCUCAAACAAUCAACCUGGCAGCACCGGGACUUCCAGCUUAUCGAACCUUUUCAUUAGAAGAACUUGAGAAUGCAACAAACAACUUUGACACAAAUGCUUUCAUGGGUGAAGGUUCUCAAGGGCAGAUGUAUAGAGGUCGGCUGAAAGAUGGCACCUUUGUGGCCAUUAGAUGCCUAAAAAUGAAGAAAAGCCACAGCACUCAAAGCUUUCUGCACCAUGUAGGCCUGAUUUCUAAAUUGAGAUACGGCCAUUUAGUCAGUGCUCUUGGGCACUGCUUUGAGUGCUACUUGGAUGAUUCAAGUGUCAGAAGAAUAUUUCUCAUAUUUGAAUACAUACCAAAUGGCACUCUAAGAAGCUGGAUAUCUGAAGGACAUGCCAGACGAUCACUUUCAUGGGCACAACGCAUAUCAGCCGCAAUAGGGAUAGCUAAGGGCAUCCAAUUUUUGCACACAGGGAUCGUGCCUGGUUUGUACACAAAUAAUCUGAAAAUAACAGAUAUUUUGAUGGACCAGAACCUUGUUGCAAAAAUUAGCAGUUACAACCUGCCCUUAUUUGCAGAAAGUGCAGGAAAGGUAGGUCAUGCGACUUCUGCUCUACCUAAGGAUCCAAACAAUAGUACAAGGGUGAGUUAUGGUGAUAAGGUUGAUGUCUAUGAUUUUGGAGUGAUUUUACUAGAAAUGAUUCUGGGGACGCCAUUAAAAUCCAGGAGUGAAGUGCAAAGUCUUAAAAGUCAGUUACAAGCAACCGUAGCAACAGAUGAAGCAACUAGAAGAAGCAUAGCCGAUCCAGCAGUUCAGGCAUCUUGCUCGGAUCAGUCACUAAAGACAAUGAUGGAAAUUUGCAACAGAUGUCUGCUAGAGGACCCUUCUGAGAGACCUUCUGUUGAGGAUGUUCUGUGGAACUUGCAAUUUGCUGCUCAAGUUCAGGACGCAUUGCGGGUAGAUUCCCAUAGCAGUGAAGGAUCUCCAGGUUCUCCUUCCCAACCCCCACACUUUCGUGUUUCCUUCCAUUAGCAACAACUUUCAGGUAUUUCUACUUCUCAUCAAAGUUGUUGUCAGGUUGUGGAACUUGUUAGUUGCAUUGAUUUAAAGCGUGAAUGUGAACUCAGAGCUUAGCUCAUAUAGCCACUCUUAAAAUGUAACAUUCGACAGAUUUGAGAUUUGAAUCUCAAUACUUACAAUCCCUUCCUCUAUCUCUAAGCUGUAGCCACCAUUUUACCAAAAAAAA